AGCUACUCACUUUAUCAGCAGCACCCACUUACUCUCAUCAAAGAGUAGGAGAAGGGACAAGGGCUUGAAAGGGCUUCUAGAAGCAGCCGCAUAAAAAGGACCCCAUUGUGCAAGGCACUGUAAAGCAUAAGGAAAAAAAGGAGAAAGGACAAAUAUAUAUUGCAAGAGCAUUUUAACAAGACUGCAUCCCACCAAGAGCUGGACGUGGCUCCAGCCCCUCAGGGAUGAAGAGCGCCCCAACACACGGAUGAAGAGCGCCCCAACACACGGAUGAAGAGCGCAGGGGGAUGGAUCACUGAGUUUAAUUCUUUAGCACACAAAGUUCUACAGUUCCACUACUGGGAGUGCCCACUUCUUCAGAGUUCAGCAAGAUUUUGGCCUUGUACAACUGGAAAGAACUGGGAAAUUUACUCUUAAAUCUUCAAUUAUGAACAACCCUCUGUAGGUGCAUAGGACACACAAUGGAUAAAAGGGAAAAGACAUUCAUUUCACUUUAGAGAGAGAGAAAAGAUGUUCUUCAAGUGGAUUGUGCACUUAGCAGUUUGGUUCUUGGUGCAGGCAGUAACAGAAAAAUGCCAGAAAGGAAAUAUGUCUUCAAACACUGCUUCUCAAGUCUUGUACGGAUCUAAUAUCACCCUCUCAUGCCGGCUAACGCAACAUGAGCGAUGCAACAAGAUAGCCAUAUUCCAUAAUGGCUCUGACAUAAAAAGCAUUCAUGGCACUGAAAUAAGCACUGACAUUUCAGUUCUCGACUAUGGCAGACUCGUGUUUACUUGCAAAUUGUUAUGCGACUACACAAAAAAGCUCAUUUGUGGAAUCGAUAUAGAAUCUGGAAAUCCUCCAGAUCAGCCAACAAAUGUAUCCUGUAUUCAGUUUGGAGAAGAUGGCAAUCCAACUUGUAGAUGGGAUAAAGGAAGAUUUACCCACAUAAACACUACAUACAUGCUGCAGCUGUCAAAUGGAACAGAUAUCUUCAGUUUUUUAGAAGAGAAUGUGAAUAAUAAAUAUGGCUUACUGGAUCUGAGAAAAAAGCUGAAUUUUGAAUCCACUUACACAGCUGUGGUUGCUGCUUCAAAUGGACUGGGAAGUGCUUUUUCACAGCCACUCACAUUCAUGUUAAUAGACAUAGUGAAACCUCGCUCCCCAACAGACAUUACAGUGAAAUUUGACAAUAAUUCUGCAACAAAUUGCACCAUUUUGUGGCAGGAUCAACAAGCAACACAACGCUUUAGACUGAGAUAUCGACCAAUUACCAGCCAGCAGUGGACUAUGGUUAACUGGUUAAGUACUAGAAGAUACAGCCUGCAUGAUCUGAAGCCACAUACAGAGUAUGAAUUUCAGGUUAGCUGCAGGUUUCAUCCCAGCCGUGGAAUAUGGAGUGACUGGAGUACAUUUCAAACACGGACUCCGGAAGCUGUGCCAGUUGGGCUGUUAGAUGUGUGGUACGUAAUGCAGGAUAUAGAUUCCCAAAGACAAACUGUUACUCUCUUUUGGAAGGCUUUAAAUGAAUCAAAAGCAAGAGGAAAGAUCCUGCAUUAUAGUGUGACCUUUCAAGAGGAAAGCCACAGAAGUCCUAAAGCAGCAGAAGUGAACACUACCACGCAAACUCACUAUGCUAAGGUUAUCCCCAUGAUGAACUAUAACAUAACGGUCUGUGCUCAUAAUUCGAAAGGAACCUCUCCUCCUACAUCCAUUAGUACUCAUCUGAAUGUUUUAGAUUUACCUCCUCCUCGGAGCGUCUUUGCUACAUCAAAGGGGAACAACAGCAUCUUUGUCACUUGGGAGCCUCCCAGUAAUCCUUCAUCAUUCAUCAAUGGAUACGUAGUGGAAUGGGUAAGAAGAAGACAUAGAAAUACCAGCUCCAGACACCAUCUAAACUGGAUAAAGCUUCUGGCAUCUGACUUGUCUACAGUCAUUUCAGAGAACAUAAAGCAUCGUGCGUGCUAUCACAUCAAUGUAUUUGCACUUUAUAACAAUAGAGCUGGACAAGUGGCUUCAACCAGGGGAUACUCAAGACAGGAAGUCUUGUUUUUUGCAGCACCAGCAGCUGGACCCCAGGUUUACGCAACAGCAGAGGCAGACGGCGCUCGGGUUUCAUGGGAUGAAAUCCCCGACCAUCAGCAAAUGGGCUGCAUCGCCAGUUACAACAUAUACUUGCGGAACAAAAACGCAGAUGUGGUCCCUAAGAUCUACAGCAUUCGCCAAGAGAGUUCCAGAAAUUCAUUUUAUAUCAAAAAUUUACAACAAGGUGUGGACUAUACCUUGUGGAUGACAGCUUCAACACUGGCUGGAGAAGGUCCUAAAGGAAACGAACAACCGGUUUACCUGGAAAGUGCUUCAGAAUGGACUUUUAUUUUGUCCGUUUGUAUCUUCAUUGUCAUCUCCAUCUGCAUGUGCUCUGUGCCAUGUAUUAACAAAGCGUUAUGCUCCCUCUUUUCCAUCUUUGUACCUCAGUGGUACAGCAAAGCCAUUCCAGAUCCAGCUAACUCUUCAUGGGCUAAGAAAUUCACAUCUGUGAACGAUGAACUAAGUUUGUAUCCCAAACCAUUCCUAAGCAAUUUGAGCAGUUUCGAGGAGCCUGAAACUAUAGAAGUAGAGGAGGUCUUUAUAAAAAGAGACUCUCUGGCUUUCGAGGACCAGCUCAUCUUCAACGUUAAAAGCAAUGGAAGUCAGGAUUGGCAAAUUGGUAGCUUUGAGAAGCAGGACUCUGCUAAAAAGAACUCUGAAUGCAAACCUUUGGCAACAAGCAUAGCAGAUGAUGGAGACAACUAUGGGUGUCAGCUUCCCUACUUGUACAAGAAACUAAUUGCAGAAGAAACAGAACAGAUUCAAACUAUUUCUAAUUAUCUUCCAAAUCCACUUAUGGACACAACAGUGAAUUAUUUGCCUUCAAAUGUAUUAGUGUCCACAGUAGAAAAUAAUGAAGAUAACAGUGAACUUGAAUACAAUUCAAUCUCUGUUUUCCCAACCACCUCUCUUCUGACACCAGUGUUUUCUUGUGGAGGAAACCUUACAUUGGAUGCAAUAAAAGUGGACUGCAAUUCUUUCAAAGGGUAAGCUGGCAAAGCAUCUCUAAGAUUCUGGCCUCAUUUUGUGCACUUUAGUCAGAUCCACAAAUACCAUAGUUAUUUUUAGAGCUAAUUAUGUAACUUUAGAGGUGCUAAAUCCAAAAACAUCAACAAACUCUGGACUUCUUCAGAAUUGCUUUAAUGCCUUGGUUUGCAACGCUGUUUUGAAGUCUUACAAGAACCUACUCUUCAAGAGCAGUGAUGUGUUCCUACAGAUCAGAAGCUGAGAGUGCCUUACUUUAAGGUACAAGUAUCGUACUGACCUGCCAAGUCAGCUUCAUUAAUCACAAGCUCGUUAUGUUGUGUUGCCUCAGACCCAGCCCAGAACAUGGAGUGACCAAUAUAAAACCCCUGGAAAAAGAUGGGUUAAAUAUUUGUAAGAAAGAACGACACAAACUCCGAAAAACCCAACAAGAUGGUUUUAUUCAAGCAUUACCAGUCCAAGAAACAGAGUGAAGUUUACAUUAAAUAUUUAUGUUUAGCAUUAAUAUUGAUUUUAUACUCCUUUGUUCUUGUAUAUAAUUUGUGAGAUGGUCUGUCAUUAGACUGUGGCCUUCCAGUUCUGGGCAAUCUUUGGAAAAAUCCACCGUACUAUAUUGCAGUUGUCUUUCUGCAGGCAGUGGAUUUGAGUAACUUUCCUCUGGAGAAACAUUUGUAGAUGCAGUUUCCAACAGAGCAUCCAUAAAUGUAGUUCUAGAAUUGGUUUUAUUUUAGACUUUGGAUACUUGUGGUUUCAUGUCUCUAAGUUUUGUCACCACCAAAAAUAUAUCACAAGCUACUGUGUAAUUUAAAUAUUCCUGUCCCAUGUUCUAUGCCCGUACUACUGGUUUUAGAUAUAUUCCUUUAGCGUUGUUAUUUUUGUACAAUUGAUAAUAUAGCAAAAGAAUAAGUAGAAUCAUGCAAGAAUACAGCUGGGAUUUCAGAUGGCUCAGGGCAGCAUCUGCCCCAUCUAAACCACUCCACAUAGGAGUUGUAUUUAAAACGCUUACAGCAGCAGUCCCCAAAGAUAGUUUGUUCUAGUGCUCCAACAACCCCAUAGAUAGUUCUACCUAAUAUCCAACCUACAUUUUCCUCGUUACAAUUUAAGAAUAUUACCUCUUGCCCUGCCUCCUGUAUAGAGUAUGUAAUACAAAAUAGCUUGUUACAAAGUGGAUAGUAAUGUAUUUGAAGAUUUAUCAGAUCUCCCAUCCUUUCCUUCUCCAGAUUGAAGUGCCAGGUCUUUCACCUUUCCUUGUGUCAUGUUUACUAGACCUCUAGUAAUUUUUGUUGCUCUCCUUAA
Alligator mississippiensis (American alligator) is the source of this 4347-nucleotide messenger RNA. RefSeq names its product interleukin 12 receptor subunit beta 2 (gene IL12RB2). Gene Ontology annotation, biological process: cytokine-mediated signaling pathway. The coding region runs from base 511 to 3057 and encodes 848 amino acids. NCBI's taxonomy places the organism in Eukaryota, Metazoa, Chordata, Crocodylia, Alligatoridae. The transcript is spliced from 19 exons. Gene Ontology annotation, molecular function: cytokine receptor activity; cytokine binding. Gene Ontology annotation, cellular component: membrane; external side of plasma membrane; signaling receptor complex. The record is from RefSeq and is a predicted model, not a curated record.